AUGAAAAAUAAUUAGCUUGAUGUUGAGUUAUCUAUGUGUAAAAUUUAAUAUUUUGCAGAUCAAAAAGAAUUCUUAAAGUUGAAGGGAAGUUUUAGGAAUAUCCCACCAAAUAGUAAAAGGGAAUAAUUUUUAAUAUAGGUAGAAUAUUUUAUCAUUAACAGAUUUAAAUCUAAGAAAUAGGAAAAAGCAGCAAUAGAUUCAAUUUUAAUGAUACAAAUAAAUAGUGGAUUCAAGCUAAAAAAAAAAAAACAAAAAACGAUCCAUACAAUAACAAUUAAAAUUAAGUGUAAAGGCUCAUCGUAACAUGGGAAAUUCCUAUAGACCAUAAUUUUUUUUCAUGCCAUUUUACAAGAUAGAACCUUGAGUUUUCGAAUAAAAUAACAUUAUUAUUAAAAUAGAAAGUUAGUGAAGAAAUUAAAAUGAACUCCUAUGAAAUCGAAAUGAAAAAAAUUUAUUUUGCAUAGAAAAACAUUGCAGAUAAUAUAUAUAAUUAGAAUAUUGAACAUUAUUUAACUUUGGAGAGACCAAAAAAAAUUCCAAUUAAAAUAUGCUUUUUCUAAACUCUGUUUAAGUAGAAUUAAUCAAUCGAAUUUAGAUUAGAAGGAAAUUUUUCUGGUUCUCCACUCCCAUAAUUUACAGCAAUUUUAACUUAAAAAAUUCUUUUCAAAGGUAUAAAUUUAGGAGAAACUACCUUAAUUUAAAAUUUUAAGGUUGACCGGAAAAAAAAUGAUGAGAGAAAUAAUUUCAUAAUCUGUUUUUAAGAAAAAAUCCCUAAUGAUAAUCAAAUUGCACCUUUAUUUUUAGGAUCACAGAUUUAAUGCUAUCAUCUAAUUAUGAUUCAGAUUACAUUUUAAAAAACAAGUUGCUUAGAUUGGAACCAAAGAGUUUUUUAUAUUAAGAUACCAAUAGAAAUAAUAACUUAAGAUCAAGAAGUUCCUAUACAGUAAGAAAAUUAAAAUGAUUACAUAGAAUAAUUUAAUAUAAAAGAUCAACAAAAAGAAAAAUAAAUUGUAUUAGAAGGGGGGAAAAUUAAAGGAUUUUUUUACCCUCAAUAUACAGAUUGCUACAGAAAAUAUCUAAAAGUUGAAAUAGUCAAAAACAAUUGA
Molecule: messenger RNA, 1106 nt
Organism: Paramecium sonneborni
Lineage: Eukaryota; Ciliophora; Oligohymenophorea; Peniculida; Parameciidae
Source: the annotation of a GenBank genome assembly